UUCAUAUAACUCUUCGCUAGGGUUUUGAGAACUCUCUUGCUGCCGCUGCUCUUGUUCUCGGAUCCCAACCUCCGCCAUUGUUAGGGUUUUCACGCGCUCUCAGGGCUUCUCCAAAGAUGGUGCUUCCUAAUGAUAUUGAUCUGCUUAACCCUCCGGCUGAGCUUGAGAAGCGGAGGCACAAGCUCAAGAGGCUUGUGCAAUCCCCCAAUUCAUUCUUCAUGGAUGUCAAAUGCCAAGGAUGCUUCAACAUUACCACUGUCUUUAGCCACUCUCAGACUGUGGUAGUCUGUGGCAACUGCCAAACAGUUCUCUGCCAGCCGACCGGAGGCCGUGCCAGGCUCACGGAGGGUUGUUCUUUCCGGAGAAAGGGUGAUUGAACAUGAUGUGCUUUCACCCAUUCCUCUUUCUUAAUAUUGCUUAACGGAUAUGGAAAUGAGACAACAUAAGUUCUUGGGCUUUAGAUGUUGUUUAUUGCCGUUGGGUUAGGUUCACAUCUUUAGUUGUAGUUUCUUUUUUGGCAGUUCUCUUUGAUGUGGAAUGGUGUUUUUCAAGUUUAUGUUCUCAGUUAUUUAUGUUGUGUGAGGAAACACUCUGGUUCUGCUUGGAACAAUUCAACCUAAUUGCAUUUACAUUGAGAAACUUCUUUUUCCUCA
Molecule: messenger RNA, 653 nt
Organism: Dioscorea cayenensis subsp. rotundata (Guinea yam)
Lineage: Eukaryota; Viridiplantae; Streptophyta; Magnoliopsida; Dioscoreales; Dioscoreaceae
Product: 40S ribosomal protein S27-2
Exons: 4
Coding region: 117-377 (86 amino acids)
Biological process (GO): ribosomal small subunit assembly; translation
Cellular component (GO): cytosolic small ribosomal subunit; ribosome
Molecular function (GO): RNA binding; structural constituent of ribosome
Source: RefSeq, a predicted model, not a curated record